Crotalus tigris (Tiger rattlesnake) is the source of this 4385-nucleotide messenger RNA. Its product is annotated as butyrophilin subfamily 2 member A2-like. NCBI's taxonomy places the organism in Eukaryota, Metazoa, Chordata, Lepidosauria, Squamata, Viperidae. The transcript has 8 exons. The record is from RefSeq and is a predicted model, not a curated record. Gene Ontology annotation, molecular function: protein binding. The coding region runs from base 188 to 1720 and encodes 510 amino acids.
AGCACAAGAGAAGAAGCUUAACAAGGAGAUUUUGACAAAUGAGAUCUUUAAAAACAAGUUCCUCCCUCUUUGCUCCACCAUCCCCAAGACCCCCUUCAAGGCAAGCGUGGACUGGUUGGCAUCUGCCUGUGCAAAAGAGUAUUUGGAUCACCUCCCCUUCCUCUUAUCUUUCUAUUGCUGAUUGUCAAUGGAGGAAAAAAAAAACCCGGUAAGGGGGAAACUUGUGCAGUUUACUUUUGUUCUGAGAAAAUGCAAGUUGGACGUGAUCCAAGGACUGCCCAUCAAUAAGUUUUUUACCUGUCUUGAACACCAGAACAAGAAAACAAGGGAAAUGAAAACCUUCAGUUGUGUUUCCAAAAUGAGUUCUUUCCUGUUUAUCACUUUCUUAGUUGUUCUACCUAUUAUCAAUGGCAAUCCAAUGCAGCUGACAUUGCUUGGACCACGUCACCCAGUCACUGCCUCUCUGAGGGAGACUAUUGUGCUUCACUGUCAUCUGUCACCCAGAACAAAUGUCCAGAAUAUGGAGAUUGCUUGGUUCCGCUCCCAAAAUUCUUCAUAUAUACACCUUUAUCACAGUGGCAAAGAUCAUCUGGAACAGCAGCAGCUGGAAUAUCAAGGAAGAACAGAAUUUUUAAAAGAUGGCAUUGGGGAUGGAAAGAUUGGGCUGAAAAUUUUUAAUAUUAGCCUGUUUGAUGAGGGACACUACCACUGCUCUAUUAAGAAUGGGAGUUUCCAACAGGAAGCCACAUUAGAUAUGAAAGUGACUGCAUUAGGGCCUGGUCCUCUCCUUUCCAUUGAAGGUUAUCAGGACGGAGGGAUCCGAGUGGUUUGUCGUUCCAGUGGCUGGUAUCCAAAGCCCGAGGUCCUUUGGAGAGAGCUCAAUGGGAGGCUUCUGUCUUCGUUGGCAAAAAAAGAUUCACAAAGAAAUGAUGGGACAUUCGAUGUACAAGCCGACAUCGUUCUAAAAGGAAGUUCAAAUUUGACCUGUGUCAUCAGAAACAGCCUCCUCGACCUGGAAAAAGAAUCAACCAUCCACAUAACAAAUCACCUCUUCCCCAAAAUAUCAUCCUGGAUAGUAGCUCUAUGUUUUUCCCUAAUGGCUGUGGUUGGAUUUUCUAUAUUUAUUUUUUACCUACUGAACAAAUACAGAAAGCUGGACACUGAACUGAAUUGGAGGAACAUGGUGAUGCCAAUAGAAAAAGCAAACAUAGUUCUGGAUCCAGAAACAGCCAACCACGACCUGAUCCUGUCUGCCGAUCAAAGAACUGUCAUACAGGGAUUCAUGUGGCAGAGCCUACCGUACAGUCCUAAAAGAUUUAAUAUGGAGCGCUGCGUCCUGGGAAGUGAGGGAUUUUCCUCCGGAAAGCAUUAUUGGGAAGUAGAAGUUGGAGAGGAUGGGUACUGGGCCUUGGGAGUGGCGAGAAAUUCCAUGAAGAGGAAGGGAAAGCUCAUCCUUGUCCCAGAAGAAGGAAUCUGGGCAGUGGGAAAGGAUCGGAUCCAAUACAAAGCUCUCACUCUACCCAAGAUCCCCCUGAUUCUGAAGAAGAAGCCCAGGAAACUAGGGGUUUACUUGGAUUAUGAGAUGCAACUAGUUGCCUUUCAUGACGUCAAUCACCAAACACAUAUAUUCACCUUCUUCUCAGCCCCAUUCAAUGGGGAAGCAGUCUUCCCCUUCUUUUACGUAGGGGUAGGGUGCUGGCUUAGAAUGUGUCCUUGGUGACUUUCCUUUAAGGGAGAUUCAGUCAGAAAAUUAAACACCGUACACUUAUCCUUCACAUUCUGUGACUGGCCCUAGCACUAGCCAGAGACAGGCAGUUCAUUUUCCAUAUCAUGCGAGGGCUGUAAAUAGUCGUAUAUGGAUCACUUCUCCUUACUGUAGCUUUACAAUCAUGGAGAAGGAGAAACGUGGGGUCUUGACUAAGCGGGAGGAUAUCACUCACCUCAAGCAAGGAAAAGUUGGGGGACAGCCUUUUCUAUAUCUUACUUACCUCCUGCUGAUUUAUCUCAAGUUGUUUCCUCUACUUCUGACCCCCUGAAUCUUGGAAGCAGAUCAGGAAUGGAGAAACAACCCUGGAGUGAUAGACUAAGGUAGUACAUGUGUGUUAUAAGUGUAUUAAGUGAGGGGGGAACAACAUUUUUGGCAAUUUUGGGAUUACACUCUUAAAAAAAAUUUUUUUCAGUCUAUAUGAGAUUGACAUUUUAGGUGGAAUAUGGUAGCGACAUGGUGAGGAGUGGGAGAAUUGUUAAGCCUUUAUUUUUCUUUUUUCAGGUUUGCUUUUAAAAUAGAAUACUGUAUUAAUGCAACGGGAGGCUUAAUGCAACUACCCUGAAGCUUGCGUAUUUAAAAAAAAACACCAUGAAAAAUCUUGUUCUUAUAAUUUAGCGAACUAGGGCUGGGUUUGGGAAGCGCUAUUUGGAUAGCUCUGGAAAUAAGACAGAGAGAAGCAGGGUGAACAGCAUGUAGCCCACAGCAUGUAGCCCUCUCAUGAGCAAAGGGAAGGGAAUGCGUAGGGUGGAAAGGCAAAAACGGCUACAGGUAGCCCUCACUUAGCAACCAUAUCUGGGACUGGCAACUCUAUCGCUAAGACCAGGGGUCCUCAAACUUGGCCACUUUAAGACUUGUGGACUUCAACUCCCAGAAUUCCCCAGGCUUAAAGUGGCCAACUUCGAGGACCCCUGGCUAAGACGAAUGAAGGCGAAUACAUGUGUCUCAGGAUAAUGUUGCAGGAUCCAAUCUGGGUCAGUCACGGGGAGCCGUGGGUUCAGACUCAUGCUGGAGCCCAUCCUCAGGAAACUUCUCUCUAGCAGAGUGUGUGCGUUGGGCUAUUCUGUGUGUAGUAUUUAGAUGGUGACUGUUGUAGGUGGCUUUUUAGGUGUGGAUUGGGGUGUUGAUAGCUGGCUAUUAAGUUGUUGGCUAUUGUUCCCUUGGGCCCAUCGCUAAGUGCAAGGAUCAUUAAGUGAGACAUCCCAUGAUCACAAUUUGUGAUUUUACUCCUUGCUUAUUUCUGCUUGUUGGAAACCAGUUAUGAAUCUAUGUCAAUGGCAAUCAUGAAGCUGCAGGAUGCUGCGAUGGUCAUAAAUGUAAGAAUUAGUCACAAAACUGGGGUUUUGUUUUACGCUAUCAUAUAACUUUGAAUGGUCGCUAAAUCAAACAGUUGGUAAGCAAGAACUGUUUGCACUGAAAUGACAGAAUAGUUGCCUGCAUGCAAGCACAUUGCUAUAAGGUUGAAAACAGUUUCCUUCUCUCAGACAACUCCAUUUUGGGGGCACUCCUUCUGUUAAUGCCCCUCAUCCUGUCCCAAGCUGGAGCUGAGUGAGAACAGGAAACUAGGUGAUUUACAUACUGAGUGCUGUUUUAGAGAAAAACAAGAUUAAGCUUCAUGGGGAAUUUGUAGAAUCCUUUGUAUCUGAUCAGUUCUCUCCUCUAAGGAGAGUGUGAGCCAAUUUGGUGAUGGAAGCUCAAAAUAUCAAUGGAAUUUUUCUUAGCAAUUUUUAAAAGCAAGGGACUUCUAGUGAAGAAUUGCUGAACUGAAGUUGGAUCCAUUCUCAGCAACAACUGUAGCAGAAUAAAGAGCCAGGGAGUAGACCAGCUCUUAGUACUUCCUUUCUGGACAAAGAAUGGACUAGAGAUAGCCCAUAAUUGCUUCUUGUGAGAAGGCCCCAAGACAACAGUCUCUGGGGGGUUUAGAAGGGGUCUUCAAACUUGGCCCUUUUAUGAUUUGUAGACUUCAUGCCUGGCUGAGUAAUUCUGGGAGUUGAAGUCCACAAGUCAUAAAAAGGCCAAGUCUGAAGACCUCUGAUUUAGAGCUCUAGGGAGGUGGAGGAAAGUCAAUUUUGCUCAAACUCUGGUCAUUGCUUUUAAAAGAAUAGUGGGUUUGCAUAGUUCCUUUUCUCAUCACUUUUGGAAAUUGUUAACUGCUUUUCAGCUAUUAGGAAUCUUUGGAUCAGCAAGUUUUAUAGCAUUGGGUAAGUUUCCUUCAAUCCUUAAAGAAAGGAGUUUUAAAUACAAGUCUAGGAAUUAAGUAUUUUGGAAUAAACAAAAAAAGGGGUAAUUGGAACUUUUUUGGGAAAGUUACAAAUUGACUAAGGGUUCGGAUAGUUUAGAAAUAAGAUUUUGGAAUUUAGUUAUAGGAAUUCUUCCUGUGGAAAAAUGCAUUUUAAAUUCUCUUAAAAACAUGAUAAAUCAAAGGAGUCACCUGAAUAACUUUUCUAUACUGAAUUUACAAAAGACUUAUUAAAGUUUUGAAAAAUUUUGUGAAAAGGGAUAAAAUAAAAAAUAUAAGAAAUCAACUUCUAGGACACUUUUUGAAAGGACUAAAGAUAGAGAUUGUUAAAAGUAAAAGGAAGUUGAUUGUUUAAUUAAUAUUAAAAUAGUUGUGUUAUUA